This is a messenger RNA of Maudiozyma barnettii, 1932 nucleotides long. It is a transcript of the gene SAC6, whose product is annotated as fimbrin. Lineage: Eukaryota; Fungi; Ascomycota; Saccharomycetes; Saccharomycetales; Saccharomycetaceae. Gene Ontology annotation, molecular function: calcium ion binding; actin filament binding. Gene Ontology annotation, biological process: actin filament network formation; actin filament bundle assembly. Gene Ontology annotation, cellular component: actin filament; cytoplasm; actin filament bundle. The coding region runs from base 1 to 1932 and encodes 643 amino acids. The transcript has a single exon. The record is from RefSeq and is a predicted model, not a curated record.
AUGAAUAUUGUUAAACUGCAAAGGAAAUUCCCUGUUUUGACUCAGGAGGAUUUAUUCAGUACCAUCGAAAAGUUUAGGGCUAUCGAUAUCGAGGACAAAGGUUAUGUUGCUAAACAAGAAGCUUUGGAGGCAGUCAGUGCCUCUGGAGAAGCUUCUUAUGAUGAAGCUAGAGAAACCUUGAAACAUGUUGAUGUUGAUGCUUCUGGUCACGUUGAAUUAGAUGACUAUGUGGCAUUGGUAGCUAGAUUAAAAGAAAGCAAAGCCGGAGCAGUACCUCAGACUAGUUUUGCUGUUGAUAAUACUACUGUUCAAAUGCCUACAUCUCCUGGGAAACCAGCAUUGCAAUACAAAGGUACGGGUGCGCAAGCUAAAAUCAUCGUUGGUGGUUCUCAAACUGGUACUACGCAUACUAUCAAUGAGGAAGAAAGAACCGAGUUUACUAAACAUAUUAAUAGUGUUUUAACUGGUGAUAGUGAAGUGGGUCAUUUGUUACCUUUUCCAACCGAUACUUUCCAAUUAUUCGAUGAAUGUAGAGAUGGUUGGGUUUUAUCUAAAUUGAUUAAUGAUUCUGUUCCAGAUACUAUUGAUACCAGAGUCCUAAAUAGACCAAAAAAUGGGAAGCCAUUGAAUAAUUUCCAAGCCAGUGAAAAUGCCAAUAUUGUUAUCAAUUCUGCAAAGGCAAUUGGUUGUAUUGUGGUCAAUGUUCAUUCUGAAGAUAUCAUUGAAGGGAGAGAACAUUUAAUUCUUGGUUUAAUAUGGCAAGUUAUUAGAAGAGGUCUUUUGGCAAAGAUCGAUAUUAAAUUACACCCUGAAUUAUACCGUUUACUUGAAGAAGAUGAAACUUUGGAACAAUUCUUAAGAUUACCACCUGAGCAAAUCUUACUACGUUGGUUUAAUUACCAUUUGAAGAAAGCUAACUGGCAUAGACAAGUGACCAAUUUCUCUCAGGAUGUAAAAGAUGGUGAAAACUAUACUGUUUUAUUAAAUCAAUUGGCUCCAGAUCUAUGUUCUGUAGCACCAUUACAAACAUCAGAUUUGAUGCAAAGGGCUGAACAAAUCUUGGAUAAUGCUGAUAAGUUGGAAUGCAGAAAAUAUUUGACUCCCGGUGCAUUGGUUAAAGGUAACCCUAAAUUGAAUUUAGCCUUUGUUGCUAAUUUGUUCAAUAACCAUCCGGGUCUAGAACCAUUCGAAGAAGCUGAAAAACCUGAAAUUGAAGAAUUUGAUGCAGAAGGUGAAAGAGAAGCAAGAGUCUUCACAUUAUGGUUGAAUUCAUUAGAUGUUGAUCCACCAAUUGUUUCUUUGUUCGAUGAUUUGAAGGAUGGUUUAAUAUUAUUACAAGCUUAUGAAAAGGUUAUGCCAGGUUCGGUCGACAAGAAACAUAUUAAUUAUAAGAAAGAUCCAACUACUGAAUUAUCUCGUUUCAAGGCCCUUGAAAAUACUAAUUACGCUGUUGAUUUAGGUAAACGUAAUGGAUUUUCACUUGUUGGUAUUGAAGGGUCAGAUAUCCUAGAUGGUAAUAAAUUACUUAUUUUAGCCCUCGUAUGGCAAUUAAUGCGUAGAAACAUUAAUAACACCAUGAACAAACUUUCAUCUAGUGGUAGAGAUAUGAGUGAUGCACAAAUAUUGAAAUGGGCUCAAGACCAAGUCACUAAAGGUGGGAAAUCAUCUACUGUUCGUUCAUUCAAGGACCAAUCUUUGUCCAAUUCUCACUUCCUAUUGGACAUUUUAAAUGGUAUUGCCCCAGGUUAUGUUGACUAUGAUUUAGUUACCCCAGGUAACACACCAGAAGACAGUUAUGCCAAUGCUAGAUUAGCUAUUUCUAUUGCUAGAAAGUUGGGUGCUUUGAUCUGGUUAGUUCCAGAAGAUAUUAACGAAGUUCGUUCGAGAUUAAUCUUGACUUUCGUCGCCUCCUUGAUGUCUUUAAAUAAAUAA